GAAGCCGAGAGAGACCUCGGCGCUUGUGCUGGGUUCAGUGACCCCGCGGGGAGCCCAGCGCAUCAGAGCGGCGGGAGCUGACGCCCGGUCCUGCUUCAGCCUCACCGAGGCUGGGACGGGACAAACGGCCUCUUUCAGACGAGCCAAGCCCCGAGCGGUGGCUGGCUGCGUCAUUUGAACGUCAGUCCGGCCACCAGAAAGGUGCCUCGGUCUCCUCGACAGCAGACGACUGAAUGGGCUGGUCCGACGCGAUGCGAGGUUCCACCCUUCGCCACUUGGUUCCCUGCCCUGGCCAGGGAAUGCCUUCGCCGUGACGUCGCGAUCUUACCACAAGAUAAGCCGCGAGGGUUAUAGCAGAGCAGGAGAUGAUCACGGUAUAUAAAGAGCAGCGCAGGAAAUAUUCACGGCUUCAAAGGGGGAGAGGAGGAGGGGGGGGGGAGUUUGGCCACAGCGUGUGUCAACUUUGCAUUCGCCGCUUCGCCCAAUGCACUGCAGAGAUAAGAAUACUGGAGCCCCUUUAUUGAGCUGGAGCUGGAGGGGAGAACAUCUGACGCGUUAAAGCCACGCUAGCAUUGUUAAACAAAAAAGGGACUUUUUUUUUUUUUUAGAAGAGGUCUAACAACAACAACAGUAAAAAAAAAGUUAAGGACCUGCUCAUCAUGGGUUUGCAGAGAUGAACUUUGAAAAAGAAAAGUAAUACCCGACCGAAAGCGGUUUUUGCACUCUUUUUUUGGUGGGGGGGCGGUACAACAUGGGCAUGUUAAGCGUGGACCUGCUGGUGACCUUGCAGAUCUUGCCGGGUUUCUUCUCGAACUGCCUGUUCCUGGCGCUGUACGACUCGGUGGUGCUGGUGAAGCGCGUGGUGUCGGCGCUCAGCUGCUCGGGCUCGGACGGCGAGUUUCAGCGCACGCUCACCUCCGCCGGCCUGCGCUCCAUCUGGAACAGCUUCCUGCUGGACGCCUACAAGCAGGUGAAGCUCGGCGGCGACGCGCCCAACUCCAAGGUGGUGAAGGUGCCCGGCGGCGGCAGGCCGGACGAGUGCCGCCUGCUGGACUUCGAGAGCUCGGACCGCCCCUUGGUCGUGAACUUCGGCUCCGCCACCUGACCCCCCUUCAUCAGCCAGCUGCCGGCCUUCAGGCGGCUGGUGGAGGACUUCUCCGCAGUGGCCGACUUCCUGCUGGUCUACAUCGACGAGGCGCACCCGGCCGACGGCUGGGCGCUGCCGGGCCUGGCGUCCUGCUCCUUCAAGGUGAGGAAGCACCGGAGCCUGGAGGAGCGCUGCCAGGCCGCCCGCAGGCUGCUGGAGCACUUCUCUCUGCCCCCGCAGUGCCAGCUGGUGGCCGACUGCAUGGACAACAACACCAACGUGGCCUACGGCGUCUCCUUCGAGAGGGUCUGCAUCGUGCAGCAGCAGAAGAUUGCCUACCUGGGCGGAAAGGGACCCUUCUUUUACAAUCUCAACGAAGUGAGGCAGUGGCUGGAGCACAGCUAUGGAAAACGAUAGGGAGAGGGGAGGGAGGAGACUGCUGCGUUUCUGAACCGCGCCCGGAAAAGGAGAACAAAAGGAAGGAGGAGCGCUUUCAGAACUGUUUCGUGCCGCAACUCCAGAGGCUUCAGAGGCAAUCGUAGAGCUCCAGAAGCAGCGUCCUGAGAGUACGUCAGUGCUUCGAUCAGCUGUCAAACGAUGGGACAGACAUGCGAGUUCAGAAUACAGGAGAGGGGCUGGAGUGAGGCUGAGCUGAAACAGUCAAGAGUGGUGAAUGCAGAGCAAACCAAAUGGUCAGUAGGGGUUUUUUGGUAGCAGACAUACCAUUUUGCUAAUAUUGGUAUUUUAGCAUUUUAAAACUACUCUUUUAGAAACCCUUCCCUUAAAAAAACCAAAUUGCUGAACAGAAAUGAAAGCACAAGUAACCAGCUUUUAUAAACUUAAUUUAUUUCUAUGAGAUAGUUUUUGUACUUUUAUGUCAUUUUUAAAGCAUUGUGCUGUCUUGUUUUUAUGUACGAGAACUUGUAUCGCGUUUAUUUAAGAAGACAAUCAUUCCUUGCCUUAUUCCCUUCUGUUUAGAGAAGUCCAUAGUACUGUUUUUAAUGCACAUGCUUCACCAGCUUUGAUAAACUCCGAUGCACUCUACAUUAAUUAUUCCGGAAAAAAAUUCUCAACUGAGUCCAACUACGCACGCAGAAGUAAAGAUAAUUACAGAAUUUUAAUCUGCUUAAAUUCCUGAAUACUGAGUAAAAGAGAAAACUUUCCAAGGUCCAAUGGUGAACAUCCCUGCGGAGUUUAUGAAGUGUGCUGGUACAAAGGGGAAUCGUUCUGACACUUGCAAUGAUCGAACUGCAGCACUGAAUUUGAAUGUAUCUGAAUUUAACUUGUAUUGUGUAUUAUGGUGCUAAGGCUGGAUAGCUACAAAUUGCACUAUGGCUGUAUAGCUGUUGGAAAGCUCAAAGUUUUAAGAAUUCAGGAAAAAAAAAACCUUGAUAUAUAAAAUGAAUACUGCAGAGACGUUGGUUUUAAUAGAACUGUCCUUUCCAAAAAGGUUGAAUGUGGGUUUUGCUCCCAGUCUGGGCACGGGGUGGGAUUUUCACUCGGUUAUUAGGAUUGAAGGUGGAAAUUCUCCGGAGGGAGGCGGAGAGGCGAACCGGUGGCGCGUGCCCGGCUCUGAGCGGGAACCCGUGUGCGAAUGAAGAUCGCUGACGAAAGGGGCACUGGCUCGGUCAGCGGUUGGAUGCCAGGCCACACGGUUUCCAGCCAGAGUGGAGCCAACGUGCCUGUGGUUGCGUGAGAACCGCUGUCCUGACACCCGUUUCCUGUUCUCUCUCCAAUGAACUGAAACACCUUUCGCAGGCUCGGUUUCAUGUAGUGCAAACAACUGCUUAUUUAAAUAAAUUUUUUU
This is a messenger RNA of Lepisosteus oculatus (spotted gar), 2894 nucleotides long. It is a transcript of the gene dio2, whose product is annotated as iodothyronine deiodinase 2. Lineage: Eukaryota; Metazoa; Chordata; Actinopteri; Semionotiformes; Lepisosteidae. Gene Ontology annotation, molecular function: thyroxine 5'-deiodinase activity. Gene Ontology annotation, biological process: thyroid hormone metabolic process. The record is from RefSeq and is a predicted model, not a curated record.